UUUUUUCAACAAAAAAUGUCAAUAAACGGGAAAUAAUCACAAUCACAAAUAUCAAAUAUGCUAACAAAAUACAGAAAUACUUAAAAAAUCUAUCAUGGAUACCCCAAAUGAACUCCUUAUGCAAGCAGUAUAUAAAAAUGACUUAGGUUUAAUAAAUCGUUGUUUAUCAAAAGGCGUUAGCAUUAACAAAAUAUGUUCCAAUGGAAUGACACCUCUGGGAGUAGCUGCACAAACUGGAAACUUAUCAAUUUUAAAAGCUUUAUUAGAACACCACAAGUCUUCAUACAAUUUAGAUUUUAGGAAUGAAAACUUUUGUAAGCCUCAAUAUCUGCAGCUAGACACUAGUGAACAGAAACGAUUCAAAAAUAUCGGAUACUUUGUGGUAUGUAAAGAUAUGGAAGAGAAUGAAUUUGGAGAUGGGCCUACUCCAGAUGGAAUGGAAGCUCUAGAAUGGGACAUGGAAGUCAAUGAAACAGAUUUUUCUACUGAUGACAACGGCCUAGAAGACAGUGACUUGAACAUGUACAAAUGGUAUGCAAAUAUACUUACUCGAACCUCUAUUCUUCUGGAGUCUCCAGAGCGUGAUAUUUCCCGUUUAGAUCGGCAUGGACAAAGUGUUCUACACUAUGCUAUCAAUACAGGAAGUGUGGAAAUGGUAGAAUAUUUGAUGACAGCAGUUGGCAAAGAUUUGAGUGUUAAUCAGAGUGAUGCCUGCUACUUUAGCCCUCUUCACAUGGCAGCUGCAAAUGGGGACAUAGAAAUGGCAAAAUGGUUGUUAAAAAGAGGGGCCAAUGUUAAUGCAGCUGGAGGAAGACAUAGGCAGAAUGCCUUGUAUGUUGCUGCUAGGGGAUCAUUCUUAGGUGUUAUGAAAAUUUUAGUGGAAGCAGGUGCUGAUGUGAAUGCUGUAGACGUAGAGGAGCAUUCUGUUUUGACCUGUGCGGUUCGUCAAGGUUACGAAGAAAAUGUAAGGUUUCUUGUCAAAAAGGGUGCAAGGGUUAACCAUGAAGAACCAGGAGGAGUAACGGCACUGCGUUUGGCUGUGUGGGCAAAUAAUUGUCCAGUGGUAAAAAUUUUGUUGGAAAACGGCGCCAGAGUUAUACAUUCCCAUCACUUGGUACAUGUGGGCGUUUCAAAUAGUAAUUUAGAAAUAAUAAAGCUAUUGGUAGAAGCUGGUGCGAUGGUGAACUCCAGAGAUGAUCAAGGAUUGACGCCUCUCAUGUUGGCUUGUUCGAGAAAAAAUGUUGCGAUUGCUAAGUAUCUACUAUCUCGUGGAGCAGACGUAAACGCAUCUAGCCACAUAGACGGUCGAACAGCACUACACGUAUGCGUUCAGGAUGUACGAGAAGCCAAAAGUGUCUAUCAACUAGUGGAUCUGCUGGUAAGCCACGGUGCCGAUAUGAACGCACCCAGUUAUCAAGGCAACGUGCUCUUUUAUUCAAUAAUUUUGGAAAAUCGAAUCGCCGCCGCUGCUUUGGUGCAACAGGGAGCAGAUGUAAACCUCAGGGACGAACGAGCUUAUGUCGAUAAUUUGAGUUUGGCGAAAAGACAUGGAGAUUUGGAACUAGUCAAAUUAUUGGUGUACGGUGGAUUUAAACUGUCCGAUAUGGCCUGGGAUCCUCGUGCGUUACGGACGAAAUCCCCCGACUCUGCCUGUGAUUUUCUUAUUAGCGUUAAGACGAACCCUUUGAAUUUAAGAGAAAUGUGUCGAAUAGCGAUUAGAAAACAAAUCGGGGCCAAAGGAUUGAGAUCUAAAAUUUUAGCACUGCCGUUACCUACGAUGUUACAGAGGUAUCUAACGUUAGAAAUAUUAUAAGAUUAUAUCGAUCUCAUAAGUGUAAUUUCGAUGUAACUCUAGUCAUUAAUGUAUUUAUUGUUUGUUUACUUUUUACUUUCAGUAUUUAUUCUAAUAUAGACUGUAUGAAACCAA
Molecule: messenger RNA, 1927 nt
Organism: Diabrotica balteata
Lineage: Eukaryota; Metazoa; Arthropoda; Insecta; Coleoptera; Chrysomelidae
Source: the annotation of a GenBank genome assembly